Messenger RNA from Acinonyx jubatus (cheetah), 5754 nucleotides. RefSeq names its product solute carrier family 9 member A4 (gene SLC9A4). The transcript has 12 exons. Bases 513 to 2936 code for a protein of 807 amino acids. The record is from RefSeq and is a predicted model, not a curated record. Gene Ontology annotation, biological process: regulation of pH; proton transmembrane transport; sodium ion transport. Gene Ontology annotation, molecular function: sodium:proton antiporter activity. Lineage: Eukaryota; Metazoa; Chordata; Mammalia; Carnivora; Felidae. Gene Ontology annotation, cellular component: membrane.
UGCAGGAGCUACCUGCAGCCUGUCCAUUCAAAACAAGUGAGAGAGCUCGGGGAGGAGAGCGGGAUCAGGUGCAGGACAGACAGGUAGCUCCUUACUGGGAUCUGGUGGAGAGGGAAGGACUCCUUUCUUAGCCAAAGGACUCCAGUGAUAUCUGGAAUGGACACCCUGGUGUCUUUUUUUAAUUUUCACUCACAAGAUGAAGCCAGUGUGCAGUGACGUGAAGAAACAGCUUUGAAUGAAGACAUGUUUUCCCCCUUCCUAAGCUGCUCUUCAGAUCAUGAUCGGACGAAGGUCACAUAGGCGACCUGGGCUUUAAGGAGUCUACCGAAUGACUGACGCACUUGAGCCAGAAGCUGAGUUAUCUGAACACGAAUCCUUUAAGGGACUCAGAACUCAAUGACAUGCUCGGACUCUUCUUGGAAUGACUCACGGACUGUACGUAUAUUACCCUUGACCCAGGUGGAUGCCCCUGCUCUCCAGAAACCCUCCUCACUGCAGAUGUGUGGCACACCAUGAGGUACAGGGUCGGGGAAGCCCACAGCAUGGGUUUUCAAGUGUUUGUGCCUUUCAGUCCCUGGAGCUGGUUGCUACUGCUGGUGGCCCUCAAGUGUCCUGAAGCAUCUUCUGAUUUGAACGAAUCCACAAAUUCCACUGCCCAGCGUGAACCUAACGUUCGGUUUGCUGCUGCAGGCUCAGAGUCAGAUGAGAAGAUAUCUGUUUUUGCACUGGAUUAUGACUAUGUGCAAAUUCCUUAUGAGGUCACCCUCUGGAUACUUCUAGCAUCCCUUGCAAAAAUAGGCUUCCAUCUUUACCACAGACUGCCAGGCCUUAUGCCAGAAAGCUGCCUCCUCAUCAUCGUUGGGGCUCUGGUGGGUGCCAUCAUCUUUGGCACUGACCAUAAAUCUCCUCCCGUCAUGGAUUCAAGCAUCUACUUCCUGUAUCUCCUUCCACCCAUUGUCCUGGAGGGUGGUUACUUCAUGCCCACCCGGCCCUUCUUUGAGAACAUUGGCUCCAUUUUGUGGUGGGCAGGCCUGGGGGCCCUGAUCAAUGCUUUUGGCAUUGGCCUCUCCCUCUACCUCAUCUGCCAGAUCAAAGCCUUUGGCCUCAGUGAUGUCAACCUGCUUCAGAACCUGCUGUUUGGUAGCCUGAUCUCGGCUGUGGACCCUGUGGCCGUGCUGGCUGUGUUCGAGGAGGCGCGUGUGAAUGAGCCGCUCUACAUGAUGAUCUUCGGGGAGGCCCUUCUCAAUGACGGCAUUAGUGUGGUCUUAUACAAUAUAUUAAUUGCCUUCACAAAGAUGCAUAAAUUUGAAGACAUUGAGCCUGUCGACAUUUUGGCUGGAUGUGCCCGAUUCAUUAUUGUGGGGGUUGGGGGAGUCUUUUUUGGCGUCAUUUUUGGGUUCAUUUCUGCGUUUAUCACACGUUUCACUCAGAAUAUCUCUGCAAUCGAACCACUCAUCGUCUUCAUGUUCAGCUACCUGUCUUACUUAGCCGCCGAGACACUCUACCUCUCUGGCAUCCUGGCGAUCACGGCCUGCGCGGUAACAAUGAAGAAGUAUGUAGAGGAAAACGUGUCUCAGACGUCCUACACGACCAUCAAGUAUUUCAUGAAGAUGCUGAGCAGCGUCAGCGAGACCCUGAUCUUCAUCUUCAUGGGCGUGUCCACCGUUGGAAAGAACCACGAGUGGAACUGGGCCUUCAUCUGUUUCACCCUGGUCUUCUGCCAGAUCUGGAGAGCCAUUAGCGUAUUUGCUCUCUUCUACGUCAGUAACCAGUUUCGGACUUUCCCCUUCUCCAUCAAGGACCAGUGCAUAAUUUUCUACAGUGGUGUCCGCGGAGCUGGAAGUUUUUCACUUGCAUUUUUGCUGCCUCUGUCUCUUUUUCCUAGGAAGAAAAUGUUUGUCACUGCUACUCUUGUAGUUAUAUAUUUUACUGUAUUUAUUCAGGGAAUUACAAUUGGCCCACUGGUCAGGUACCUGGAUGUUAAAAAGACCAAUAAAAAAGAAUCCAUCAAUGAAGAGCUUCAUAUUCGUCUGAUGGAUCACCUGAAAGCUGGAAUUGAAGAUGUGUGUGGGCACUGGAGCCACUACCAAGUGAGAGACAAGUUUAAGAAGUUUGAUCACAGAUAUUUACGGAAAAUCCUAAUCCGAAAGAACCAGCCCAAAUCAAGCAUUGUCUCUUUGUACAAGAAGCUGGAAAUGAAGCAAGCUAUUGAGAUGGUAGAAACUGGGAUCCUCAGUACCGCAGCCUUUUCUGUACCGUGCCAGGCCCAGAGGAUACACAGAAUCAAAAGGCUUUCCCCUGAAGACGUGGAAUCCAUGAGGGACAUCCUGACACGCAAUAUGUACCAAGUUCGACAAAGGACCUUGUCCUACAACAAAUACAACCUCAAACCCCAAACGAGCGAGAAGCAGGCUAAAGAGAUUCUGAUCCGUCGCCAGAAUACCUUAAGGGAGAGCAUGAGGAAAGGCCACAGCCUGCCAUGGGGAAAGCCGGCUGGUACCAAACACAUUCGUUACCUCUCCUUUCCCUAUGGCCACCCUCAGCCGGCAGGAAGAGACACGAGGGUUGCUGAACUCACAGACAAUGACAGCAGCGAUUCAGAACUCCCAUCCAUCAUGUUCAAAGCACACUCUCGAGCAGGGAUACUUCAGGAAAGAUGGCUGACGCAAGAGAUAAUCCCAAUGAAGAGCUUACCCAGAGGAGGGAAACCAUCCCACUUCGGUUAUCAGAGAAACACCAGCCAAGAAGAGCAUGAUGGCAGGGGCAGAAGGGAGGCGCUACGGCCCAAACCGCUGUUCCACGCGGUAGAUGAGGAGUUUGAAUCUGGAGAGGAGAGUGGAGAGGAGACCUCAGCAAUCAGAUCCAGAUGGUCAGGGGAGCACAGACCCACUAGGCAACAUCACAGGUCCCACAGUCCUUUGCUCCAAAGAAAAUAGUUUCAUCAUCCACACAGUAGUCUCCAUGUAUUUCAAGAGUCCAUUUUCCUAUUGUUGUGGAAGAAGGAGUUUCAGAGUUACGAAGAGAGCUACUGAGUUUAUUUUUUGGAGCCUAUGAGCCAUACAUCUAUAAGAGGCACGGAGAUUUUUUUUGGAGAAAAACGUGGAACAAACUUGCAGGCUCUGCUGUAUUCUUAGCUGGUGUACUUUGUAGCUGAAGUCCCCAAGGGUGAUAAAUGUUAAUCAUCACAGGAAUUAUUACUAAAAUUCCUAAAAGUCUGUGAUCCAUGAACUGUAUUGUGAUACAAGUAUGAUUGGUCAGUAAUUCACCUUAACUGUAUGCCUGUGCAGCUUAUAAUCAAGUUAUAACUGGGAAAGGCCUGGGAAAUCAUCUGGCCCAACCCUCUGUGUUUACAAAUAAGGACCUAAGGACACCUUUCCCAAGGUCAUGUGGUGAGUUGCUGCUUUCACAAGCUGGUUGUCCUCCCUCCCAAGAGAAUGUAUUCAGUUUUGAUUUUGAUAUGCACUAUGCGAUAAUUAUUUUUCUGGGGAAAGGUAAAAUUUGCCAUAACAAUGCUAUAUUUAAUCAGUAGCAAUAAUAGACAGAUGUGAUAUGUAGUAGUGGAUUAAUUUGUGAACAAUGGGCUUGUAAUCUAUUUUAUAACUGGAAUAUUUAUUUUAAAAGCAAAAUAGCCAUAAACAGGAUGUAAUAGCAACGACACGAACAACAGGUAUUUAUUAAAUGUGCAUUUGUAGGCUGCGGUACUGUGCCCUAGAUUUUGAAACUCUUUCCCAGUUUAAUUUCCAUCAGGAAAUUAAAUCAUUCCCCCAGACUUGACCUUGAACCUCUCACACUCCAGCUCACUGACUUUGCUAGAUGACUUUAUCUUUCUUCCCUUCUUGCCCUCUCUUCCUCUUUUCUCUCUGGGGGCCACCUAUAGAUGAACACAUAUUUAUUAAGUGCUAUUUAUUGUGCCAAAUGGCUGAUCUAUAACAAUUAACCAUAAUAUCCUUUAUCAUUACUAUUUUUGACUUCUCUAGCCAUCCCCAACUGAUUCAAUCCCAUGCAUCUUUAAAGGUUGUUUUCCAAUGCACCUGGCUGCCUAGACCAGCUUUGAUCCCCUUAAUCAGAAGCAAUGAAGUGAUCCCCUUCCUCCUGGCUGUGCCCACACCACACUGGGUGUGUCACAGAACUUAUCUGGUAAUUACACUUAUACACGUGUGUGUAACUACCCAGGUCUGCAGGACAGGGAGGAUAGUUUGUCCAUUUUAAACUUUAUCCAUUCAUCAGUUGUGUUUCUUAUCUCUUGGCCUUAGCCUUUUGCAAGUUUUGUUUUUUGUUUUUUGCGUUUUUUUUUUUUUUUUUAGCUUUUAUCCAUUUUUUGUCUUAGUUGUUACAGUGCCUUGUUCAUGGUAGAUCAUCUAUAAAUGUUGGGGCAACAGUGCCCUUUUUUUACAGCUGAAAAGGAGGUCGGAGAAGAUAUGGUCAGACGUUCUUAUUUUCCAGGUUACAAAGAUGAGGUGUUGAGAAACUGGCUGGUGCCGCUUCAGGGGUUUAAAGGGUGUGGGCUUAUUCUCUAGUGUAAUCCAUGGACACCAUUGCCUGACAAAGGAUAUACGGCCUUCCCGGGACUUAUAGUUUGUGAAGGGCAUUUAACUGCCAGUGGUCACUGCUGUAGUGGUAGAAAUGCCAUUCAAAAGAGCCCACUUGUUUCUCCUCUUCUGAAUCUGAAAUAUAAGCCUGCUUCUAAGUUGUCUCAAUGUUUUAAAUUAUCUACUACCAGAUAGUAGUAAUCCGCCCAAAGGGACAGAAGUAUUUAUAAAACUCAGGGAUCUCUGGGUUUGGUUUUUUGUUUCUUGUUUUUGUUUUUCAUUUUUGUUUUCCCAUUAUUGCUUAAACAAACAAGCAGGCAAAGCAACGGAAAAACCUUAUGACCCAUGAGAGGGAGUCAUGGAGUCGUUAUCCUCACACUAUAGAUGAAGAUACAGUGACAGAACGGUGGCGUCAGAAAUCACCUUUACAAAGCCAUAUGCAAAGCCAAUUCCUGCGAGGUAGAGAACACUGUAUUCCUUGCUGGAUUCUCCAUAUAACAAAAGAAAUCCAAACUGUGAAGACCCCUUCCCAGAGCAGACAGCAAAGUCUAAGGAUUAGUGGAACUUAUCUGAUUCUUCCGUUUUUCUCUGAGAUGCUGGUGCCCUGUGGGAGAGGGAUGGUGGGGCUUAGUGAAUAGAAGGGAACUUGCCCUUUUAAUUGGUAGCAGCCAAAAUGAGUCAUUUGCCCCGAGGCCGUCUGUUCAUCUAGACAGUGUCUGGCCCUCGCUGCCUGAGUCUAGAAAUUGGCCCUGGAACGCCUUCCCGAAACGUAUGGUAGGUUGAGGGCCCUUGUGGUCCUGGUGGCUCUGGUAGCUUGGAGAGCUCAUGGUGGACAUGGCCUCUUUGCUUAGUCACCCAGGAUCGUUUCAAAAUGCAGUGUGAUCUGAUCUUCAUUUCCUGGCGACAGCCCACGCUGGGGUUUGGUUGAGCGUGUGAUAGGUGCCCCAAGAAUGCUCUUGGGUAUCAGUUUCACAUCAUGAGUUUUUCCAACAGGCACCAAGCCGUGCAGCAGAGAAAGUUCCCUCUGGAGUGCUGAGGGAGCUCUGCUGUUUACUCCCGACUCAGCUCGGGGAGAGGUUGGAGUCCCUCAAGGGGCUCUCCUGGGCCUGGCCGCUGGUCCACUGAGCCUCGCAGUUUGCCCUCUUAUCUUCAACCUCGGAGAAGCCAACACACAACCCACAGAAUCCUAGCUUCCCUCCAUAAGUUUUUUUUCUUUUUUUCUUUU